Cornus florida is the source of this 387-nucleotide messenger RNA. RefSeq lists its product as uncharacterized. The record is from RefSeq and is a predicted model, not a curated record. The transcript has a single exon. NCBI's taxonomy places the organism in Eukaryota, Viridiplantae, Streptophyta, Magnoliopsida, Cornales, Cornaceae. The coding region runs from base 1 to 387 and encodes 128 amino acids.
AUGCCUAAAGUCACUUUUGAUCGGCUUGAAAUUAAGCCAGAGGAGCUUAAGUCUACAGGAAAUCCGUUGUUGGGGUUUAAUGGCAAACGAGUCGAACCGAUCGACACAGUUGAAUUGGUGGUCCGAACAGCUGAGAGGGACUUAGUCGAAAGUUUUGUGGUGGUGGAGAGCUAUCCCUCCUACAAUUUGUUGAUGGGGAGAGGAUGGAUCCAUAGGGUACAGGGAGUCCCCUCAACCCUACACCAAGUGAUGAGAUGCCUAAGCCCAGACAGGAGCAAGGUGAUUGAUAUUCAUGGGGAUCAGGUUGUAGCAAAGGAAUGCUACUCAGUAACUCUGAAAGCCGCAGGGAAGGAAAAGGCUCACAUCCGAUCUGUUGCUGCGCAAUAG